Molecule: messenger RNA, 4611 nt
Organism: Myxozyma melibiosi
Lineage: Eukaryota; Fungi; Ascomycota; Lipomycetes; Lipomycetales; Lipomycetaceae
Product: class II histone deacetylase complex subunits 2 and 3-domain-containing protein
Exons: 5
Coding region: 275-4132 (1285 amino acids)
Cellular component (GO): HDA1 complex; nucleus
Source: RefSeq, a predicted model, not a curated record
UGCGGCCAGCUACUUGAUCCUGUCAGUCCUGCACAAAGAGACUAAGCCGGUUCUUGAAUUACUCAGGUUCAUAGAGACAGAUUGCUUUUAUUAUUUGAUCUGCUUGGAUAAUUGGAAUUAUACCGAGUGGUGCAGCAACGCCCGUCUAGGAACUUCUCAUCAGUUUACCGUCUCGCGUCUCCGAGCAUCACACGCGGAUCAACUUCGAGCAUAUCUGCAAACUCAGAGAUUACGAGGGCAUCUGGGGACUGACGCAGUGAGAUAUGCAGAUAUAAUGGACUCAAAUUCACAACACACGAGCUCGACGAGCUCAAUCAGCAAGAGCAAAUCGCGUCGAAAGAAGAGCAAGCGGAAAUCUCUCGAGCACCGGGGUACCCACGUCCGCCUUCGCUCGAACGGCAGUCCUGCAGCAGCAACGGCAGAGUUCUCAAGUCAGGUAGCAUCAGAGGUCGAGCUUGAAGGAGAAUACUAUCGCAUUCACGAGAUCUUGGACGAGAGGCCGUCGGCGAGUGAUCCUGAUACGAACGAGGUCCUGGUGGCCUGGGUCGGCGACGAUCCUCAGACCGGCCAGCCCUACGAGCCAACCUGGGUCCUCCGCAGUGACUGCACGCCCGACGUGCUGAAGGAGUGGGAUCGGACAAAGCGCGCCAGAUCCCGGAUCCCAGAUUCACAGUCCUCCUACCACGAAAGCGCAUCCCAGGACUCGCCGGUUGUCGAACGCCAGCCGCCGCUUAUUGUUUCAAACAAACGGAAGCGAUUGAGCAAACAGACUGGUUCGAGUGCCCUUUCUACGAGCAACAAGUCUAUAUUCGAUUUUUCCGGAAGCGAGGAAGAGGACCGAGUUGUUAAGCCUCCUAAGAAGACUACAAGGCUAUCCCAGUCCACUCUCGACCACGCCCGCUCCGAAUCUGGCCCUCGAGAAAGACGGCUACGAUCACGCACCAUCAGCAAUAAUCCCGACAACACAGCUCAUACUACACCUCCUCCCCCCUCCCCCUCCCGAUCUCUCAGGAAAUCAAACCCCCCUCCGAGCUUGCCACCAGUCGUCACCACACCAAAGACUGUGAUCAGACACAUUCGACUUCGCACUUCUGCUGAUACACCUGAUCCCAGCCCACCCAGAUCUGAUCGUCCUGCUCCCUCCCCGGCACGCACACUCCGAAAGCGCAAUUCUAUUUCAAUCCGACGAAUAAAUCUCAGAGGCCCGCUCGCAAAGAAUCCUGAUCCUGCCCAAUCACAAGAUCUUGAGCAGAAAGAGCAAUCCCCAGCUAAAUCUGCUUCUGCGUCACCACCACCAGCCCAAGCAGAUCUUAUAGUUCUUUCGGACCCGGAACAGGAAGCUGAGCCAGGAUCGCCAUCUCCGAACGAGGACAAUCUUGCAGCUCCUGUCGAUAGUCAGAAUCGCGAGAAACAGUCGGUCUCUGAUAGUGAAGCGCAAGAAUCAACUGGUCCUUCGAUCGAUUCUUUACUAGAUCCACUUAGAGAAUCACUCGACCAUACAGUACCAGGCACCAAGAGCGUCGACGAUCAAGUACAGGUCCCAUCAUCGAUCGCGCCCCAGGCCCCUGAUCUCGAAGCACAACCGCAAGGCUCACAGUCCGAAGCUCCGGUUGGCAAUUCACAAAUCUCAGACUCUUUCCAGCGAUCUUCUGAAAUCCAUCUAGUUGACUCCACAACACUUGACAAAGUUGAAGACUGGUUGUCGGCUACUCAAUCGGAAAACGAAUAUCAUUCAGAGGACAGAGAACAUACAGCAGACCAGUCUAUACCUAUCCGACCGGAUUCAGUAAGCACACGGAAUAUGGAGGGAAUUGAAACAAGCAGCCAAGUUGAGGCCUCACAAGUGGAGGCCGAGGAGAAUGUCGAAUUUGUCAGUGCCACCCCAGAGGUUCCUUUAGAGGGAAAGGAGGCGGCAAAGGAGGGAUCCACAGAGACUGCUGAUGGCGCCCCGCAUGCUUUGGCGGAAGGAUUGGUUUCCAGAGUGAUUCGACUACCUGAUAAUAGUGGGGCCGAGAAGGCAGUUUCGUUAAACAAAUAUUUGCUGCGCGAAGCAGAAUACGCGGUUCCCAUUGGAUUCACAAAGUAUCAACGGCACUUGUAUGAGCAGGUGUUGAUGCUGCAUUCGAGCGAGAUUAUCCGAUUUUGUGACUUCGGAUCGAGUACAGCGGCGCAGAGGAAAGUGAUGGGCAAGAGCAUGAUGCUCGUGCUGACAAGGGCGCUGCUCGCGUGCGUGCAUCCGUUUUUGCUGGUCCCUGCUCUGCAACCUCGAUCGGUUAGCGAUAAGGAUGAGUCGCGAUACAUUGUGAACUCUGGCUCUAAGCUGCAGAUGAUUGACAAUAUCGUUACGGUAUUUAAGGACGCGGGACUUAAGGUUGCUAUUAUUGCGCGUGAAGGACAGGCUAUGGAUUUGAUAAUCAGCUAUUUGGCGGGUAAGCGAGUCAAGUACGCCAAGCGAGAAGGCGAGAUUGACAAGCCGGCGGAUUCUCCUGAGGAUUCAGAUAGCGGAAGCGAGGUUGAUGUCAACGAGCAGUACGAGAAGAUCAACGUGAUUGUGGUGCCUUCAUCUGCGGUGGACGAGAAUAACAAAAAGAAGAAGUUCAAUCUGCCACGAGUUGAUUUGGUGAUUGCGGUUGAUUUCAGUUUUGUCGCUUCAGAGCCUCAAGUAUUGCAGCUGCGAGGAGUGGACGAAAACACCCAGAGUCUGACGGGCAAGCCUAUUGUGCCCGUCUUACGAUUCGUUCCUUCGCAUUCGGCUGAGCAUGCGCUGAUCUGUGCGGCUGCGUUGAAUGGCGGCGCGGAGACCGAGUUAGACGUCGACAUGCUGUGCAGUGUGAUGGCUACAUUCACAUUGAUGCGUUCGUCAGCUGGCGAACUUUCAGAGAAUCUGAAGCAGGAGUUGGCCGAGCUUCCGUCUAAACUCCCACAGUGGCUGGCCACUACGGCAGGUACCCGACCUCCGCCGGUGUCGAUUCUGUUUCCGCAUGAUAGUAUACCGUUGACGGAGGACGAGGCCUCACAGUUUACGAUCCGCGAGAUUCCGCCGGAUUAUGACAACGAUGCGCUGUCGUUAUUGUCAGAGUCUACGAUGGCGUCCGAGCUUCUGAAUGUGCUGGAGGCGGAUAACAAUCCACCACUGAUCUUACAAAUGUCGCGCACGAUCGGACAUACGCUCAAGUUAAUCCGAAGAGCCGACGCGGCGGUGAGAAAGGAUCCGUUACAGGAGCAGCACGAGCAGCACGAACUUGCGGCGCAAGACAUUGAGAUGGUGGAUAAUGGUCCAGAUAUUGCCGAAGAGAGGAAUGAGGACGAAUACGAAAAGCUAUCGGUGAUUGAGAAAGAGAAGCUGAUUAAUGACCUGAAUGAUCAACUAAUGGCGGCACGGAUAAAUAUUAAAUCGCUGGAAUCCCAGCUUUUCAGUUUCAAAGAUCACCACAUGCGACUGCUGGAGAGAUUCGAGGACACGGACCGGAUAAUGCAGUCUGUGCAGGAAGAGAAGACUGCUACCGAGAAACGAGCGGAGGAAGCGAAUGCACGGAUCGCAAGAGCAGAAGAUGAGAAAACAAGAUUGAAAACCGAGCUGGAGAAGUUGAAGGAGAAGCUAAAGGCGUCUGAGCAAGCGCUUCUGGACGGGCCGCCUCCGUUGGCAGAGCUUCAGCGGUUACGGACAAAGACGGAGCAGUUGGAGGACGAGAUCCGGAAGCUUAAUCACAAGCUGAAGAGCCGCGACGACGACAUGCGGUACAUGAGAGAGGAGUUUGAGAAGGCCAAGAAGGCUGGCGACGACGCGGUGGUCGAGCUCGAGACAGUGACGGCACAGAACGAAGCGCUGAAGAAGCGGAUUGAAGACGAUGUGCGGGCGCUGAAAGCAGAGCGGUCAGACGAGGAGAUCAAGGCGAAGGACGCGAAGAUCAAGGAGCUGAACUCGCGCGUGCUGGCGCUGGAGGAAAAUAUAAAGACGCUGCAGAUCGAUAAGCAGAGCGGGCGCGGACGGUACGGCGUGCGGUCGUCGAGCGUGCCGAGGAGAGGACUGAGUCCUGCCGCGCGGUCGCGGGGGUCGUCGCCCGCGUCCGGGGGCGCUACGUCGGCGUCGACGCCUACGUCGCACCCGCUGCAGCAUGUUCGCGGGGCGUAGCGUAAGCGCAGACUGUUGUUUGGUUGGGACUUGGUUUGGGUGCGAGUAAUAGUUUUGUAUUUGUAGGCCGAAUAACGAUAUUCAGAGCAAGUAGAUUCGACAGCGGAAGCCAAAAGAGGAAAGUAUAAACAGAGCCUAACCCUAAGACAACAAUCGAUAUCGUCAUCGGUCUGCCGCCGCCGCCGCACAGCAUCAUCGGCAGGUGUGGUUUUGGAGAUAGUUUAGUUUGCAGAGCGAAGUUUUUGCCAGCAAGAUCUACGGACAAGAACACGUGCGGAGCAGGGCUGAAGAACGGAGGAUAUCGGAUUACUGCUGCUGGGUUGGUGCGAAUAAGAGGUUUGGCGCUGGCAGGAACGCGAGCGACGACGGCGAUAGGAAAAAAUAGCAGAGAACUUACAACAGAAAGUCCGACGACGACGACCACGAUACUAAAGCAAGAGCAACAACAACAACAUCAAGAAGAAGAAGAAGAAGAAGAA